CCCGCCGUAGCCCGCGCUGCGCUCUCGGUGGCCGCGAUGGCGGACGUGUCCGAGAGGACGCUGCAGCUGUCAGUGCUGGUGGCCUUUGCCUCCGGAGUCCUCCUGGGCUGGCAGGCAAACCGGCUGCGGAGGCGCUACCUGGACUGGAGGAAGAAGAGGCUGCAGGACAAGCUGGCGGCGACGCAGAAGAAGCUGGACCUGGCCUGAGAUCCCCGCGCUGCGGGCCUGCGCGCGGCCCCUCUCCUCUCCCGCAUGGGGCCCCGCCGCCGCCAGGCUCGCCUCGCUCUCGGCUCGCAGCGCUGGCUCUUCCUAGAGUCGCCUGUCGAAGAUGGAUAUGGAGCACUGGACCGUAUUUUCUGCUUGCACUUUAUGAAUCAAUUUUAUUUUUAAAAUAAAAAAUAAUUAAACAUCUUUGAACCUUUUAUUAAAAGGAAAAGGAGUA
This is a messenger RNA of Camelus dromedarius (Arabian camel), 442 nucleotides long. It is a transcript of the gene MTLN, whose product is annotated as mitoregulin. Gene Ontology annotation, cellular component: mitochondrial inner membrane. Lineage: Eukaryota; Metazoa; Chordata; Mammalia; Artiodactyla; Camelidae. The record is from RefSeq and is a predicted model, not a curated record. Bases 37 to 207 code for a protein of 56 amino acids. The transcript has 2 exons. Gene Ontology annotation, biological process: positive regulation of mitochondrial membrane potential.